Ochotona princeps (American pika) is the source of this 2964-nucleotide messenger RNA. It is a transcript of the gene FKBP5, whose product is annotated as FKBP prolyl isomerase 5. The transcript is spliced from 11 exons. Bases 187 to 1560 code for a protein of 457 amino acids. Gene Ontology annotation, molecular function: peptidyl-prolyl cis-trans isomerase activity; protein binding. NCBI's taxonomy places the organism in Eukaryota, Metazoa, Chordata, Mammalia, Lagomorpha, Ochotonidae. The record is from RefSeq and is a predicted model, not a curated record.
CGGCUCGCGGGAGCUGCCAGUCUCGGGCUGCGGUGUCCGGCGCGCGGGCUGCCUGCUGGGCGGGCUGAGGGGCGAGCGGCGGCGCGCGGGCGAGCGAGAAGGAGCGAGAAGGAGCUGGCCAGGCACCGUGGCGACAGGUACGGGCGCCAUGGCCGCAGGGAUGAGGUUUUCAAAUUAUAAAAGACAAUGACUACUGAUGAAGGUGUGAAGAACAAUGGGGAAAAUCCAGCAACCAUGGUUGCUGAGCAGGGUGAGGAUAUUACCCCCAAACAAGACAGAGGAGUAUUAAAGAUUGUCAAAAGAGCGGGCAAUAGUGAGGAAAUGCCAAUGAUCGGAGACAGAGUUUAUGUCCAUUACAAAGGGAAAUUGUCAAAUGGAAAGAAAUUUGAUUCCAGUCAUGAUAGAAACGAACCAUUUGUUUUCAGUCUUGGCAAAGGGCAAGUUAUCAAGGCGUGGGACAUUGGGGUGGCCACCAUGAAGAAAGGAGAGAUCUGCCACUUAUUAUGCAGGCCAGAAUAUGCAUAUGGCUCAGCUGGCAGUCUCCCUAAAAUUCCCCCCAAUGCGACUCUCUUUUUUGAGGUUGAACUCCUUGAUUUCAAAGGAGAGGAUUUAUUUGAAGAUGCGGGUAUUAUCCGGAGAAUCAAACGGAAAGGAGAGGGAUAUUCAAACCCAAAUGAAGGAGCAACUGUAGAAAUCCACCUGGAAGGCUGCUGUGGUGGAAGGAUGUUUGACUGCAGAGAUGUGGUCUUUGUUGUGGGCGAAGGAGAAGAUCAUGACAUUCCCAUCGGAAUUGACAAAGCCCUGGAGAAAAUGCAGCGGGAAGAACAGUGUAUCUUGUACCUUGGACCACGAUAUGGUUUUGGAGAGGCAGGAAAGCCUAAAUUUGGCAUUGAACCUAAUGCUGAGCUUAUAUAUGAAGUUACACUUAAGAGCUUCGAAAAGGCCAAAGAAUCCUGGGAGAUGGAUACCAAAGAAAAAUUGGAGCAGGCUGCCAUUGUCAAAGAGAAGGGAACUGUGUACUUCAAGGGAGGCAAAUACCUGCAGGCAGUGAUCCAGUAUGGAAAGAUAGUGUCCUGGCUAGAGAUGGAAUAUGGCUUAUCAGAAAAGGAAUCGAAAGCUUCAGAAUCGUUUCUGCUUGCCGCGUUUCUGAACUUGGCCAUGUGCUACCUGAAGCUGAGAGAGUACACCAAAGCUGUCGAGUGUUGCGAUAAGGCCCUCGGACUGGACAGUGCCAACGAGAAAGGCUUGUACAGGAGGGGUGAGGCCCAGCUACUCAUGAAUGAAUUUGAGUCAGCCAAGGGUGACUUUGAGAAAGUGCUGGAGGUGAACCCCCAGAACAAGGCCGCACGGCUGCAGAUCUCCACGUGCCAGCGCAAGGCGAAGGAGCACAACGAUCGGGACCGCAGGAUCUACGCCAAUAUGUUCAAGAAGUUCGCAGAGCAGGACGCCAAGGAAGAGGCCAACAGAGCAAUGGGCAAGAAGACUUCAGAAGGGGCCACCAGCGAAAGGGCAAGCGGAGGUCAAGCGAUGGAAGAAGAGAAACCCACAGGCCAUGUAUGACGCCACGCCAAGGAGGGCAAAGAGUCCUAAUGAACUCGGCCCCUCCUCCAUGGCGGUCACCCAACUCAGGACUAAACAGUGUUUAAUGUCAAGUUUGCUAUAGUCUAUGUGAUUCUGGGAGCACAUGGAAAACCAGUCGCUUUUCCACACCCUUCACCCCCCCCAACACACACACACACACACACACACACACAGCCACCCUGCGGCUGCCCCGUGGGUCCCUUGAGAGGGUGGUGUGGGACCACUCCCGGAGGAAGAGAACAACAGUGGCUGCUGGUGUGGAGAUGGAGGCAGCAGCCCACGUCCAGCCCAUCGCAGCUUAUCUCCGUUUUCCAUAGCUGAUGUAGGGUCCCUUAUGAUAAUCCUAACCAUUUAGGACCGUUUGGCUUUACAACAAAAUUUAAUCUUUAAAAAAAAGAGAGAGAGAGACUUGCUGAACUUUGUCUUUUCUACACACGGGGGCAGGGAGUGGGGUCUCGGUUUCUAAAAGACUGAGGUUCGAUGGAUGCCACCUGCCAUGCUGGUACCCUAAGGUACAGGGGGAUUUCCCUCAGCCCACAGCAGUGUCACAGACCUGAAAGCGGUCACUCGCUCGCUGGCAGCUCAGCCCCCUCUCACACCACCUCCCCUCACACACGAGGUUCGUUCCGCCCAUUCCAGGCCCCCCUUCAGUCAGCAUUAGGAGCAGUUCUGGAGUCCUGAGGUGGCGGGCCGUGCGUGAAGAGCCUCUAGAUCAUGCUUUUGCUCCCUCCUCCAUUUCUUUCGGGUCCUUCCUGCCAGCCCACUCCUGCCCCGGCUUCUCUUUCUCAGUUCUCAUCCUGGCUGGUAGGUGCCUCGGACUCCUUCUGUUCUGCCGUGGGUUGGCCUGGAGGGGACCGAGUCACAAUGGGACCUAGGCGGCGCCUUCUGUCUCUUCAGUCACUGGCUCCUAAGCAGAGGUUACCAAGUAGCUUUAAACUUUGAAAACAAAAUAUGUGGGGUCAAGAGGGCAGUAGCUGCUCUCCCAUGGAUUUUACCUGCGGCUUGUAGAGACACUGACGCUGGCUCUGCCCGUGCUGAUGGCGUCUCCAUCCUGGUGGGUUGAGGGAAGGUCAGCAGCAGCUUCUCAGGCUGGUGCAUCUUAGGAAGUUCCCAGUCCUCAGGCAUUGCUCCCAGGGAAGUUAGCAGCCCACGCCGCCUGUGGUAGAACUUCAGUCCUCACAGGUGAACCAAUCCCCACCCAGUCUGAGAGGCCCUCACUAGGGGUGCAUUUGGCCAAGGAAUUAUUUGCAUAAACUGGAACAGCUCACACCAUUCAGUCCUAAAGAACACUGGCACUUGUAUUUUAGAUUAGCAUUUAUUUUUAUGGCAGUUUUUAACAAAACACCCAUUGUUAGGUUAGGACCAAUCUUCACCCCAAAACUC